Hyaloscypha bicolor E is the source of this 2235-nucleotide messenger RNA. RefSeq lists its product as uncharacterized. The record is from RefSeq and is a predicted model, not a curated record. Gene Ontology annotation, biological process: regulation of DNA-templated transcription. Gene Ontology annotation, molecular function: DNA-binding transcription factor activity. NCBI's taxonomy places the organism in Eukaryota, Fungi, Ascomycota, Leotiomycetes, Helotiales, Hyaloscyphaceae. The transcript has 5 exons. Bases 1 to 2118 code for a protein of 705 amino acids.
AUGCGGGGGUGUGGGGUCUGGGGAAGGCGUGCGCUCUGUGCCGUGCCUCGGGACGGCUGGCUGGCUUUUCAUGGCUUCGCCAACAUCCUUCUCUUCCUUCACACGUCGUCUUCUCUCUCUCUCUUCCAUCCCUCUCCCUCUCUCCCUCUCUCCCUUGGCCUUACUUGCAUUUUACCUGAACUUCUCAAAAUAGUUGCCGAAACAAACUCCUGGACCAUGCCACGCCCACGUCAGAAGCGAAUAAGGUCCAUAGAACCAGAACCUGCUCCAGAGUUCGAGAAUUGGGAGGAAUUAAAUGAGACCACGAAAAGGCGCCUUCGUAACCGUUUAUCACAGAGACAUUUUCGCGAGCGCAAGUCCAUGUAUAUCAAAGAGCUAGAGGAACGAACGAAAAAUGCCGCUCAAUCCGAAAGUGAAAGGAACCAGACGUUGAUCCGAGAAGCUGCGGAGCUACGAGGUGCAGCGUUGAAGGCCCGAUCGCAAAUUUUGAAGAUCUCCGUUGCUUUGAAUUGCAUCGGUGCCGAAGUUGGCAGAAUCCUGAACGUGCAAGGCGCUGAAGAGUUGGAGCCUGAUGAGGAGAUGAGUGGUCGAGGGAACGAUAUGCGAUCAAAAAGGCAUCGACCGCCACCCAAGGAGCAACCACGGUCAUCCAGCAGUGACAGCACGAGAGGCCCUCACGAGGUCGCAAGCGCUCCUUGUUCGCCUCCAGAAUCACAGCCUCCGAUGAGCAUAGCAGCAACAACGCCACCAGAACCGAUUGAGAUGCUGGUCAGCGAUAUUGCCCCUGAAGAAGUAAAUCAAACAAUUCCCGAAGAGCUCUACGAAGAGCCAAUCGAUCAAGCGGACCCUAAUAACCUAGCUUUCGAGAAUUUCAUUGCUGAACUCUUUGAAAAUUCCGGGUCGAGAAGCGCGGUCCCUAUGGAUGAACCAUCUCCAGAGCUGGAUUUCUGUCCCGUGAACGAUCCAUCUCACCACGAUGCCCUGGUACCAGUCCACCAAGAUACAAUAGGUAUGAACGCUCCCCACGCAGGGACGUAUAUGCCAUACACGAUGGUUCCAUCACAAACACGCCUCGUGCUUCCUCCUGGACUUUUCCCCAAUUCAUCAGCUAUGGGUCACCUGUCGCCCAAUUCAGGACAGUCGUCAAUAUUCUCUGAGCAUGUAGAAGCUCUUGAGCUGCAAGCCCGCUGCAAAUUGGAUGUAGCACCAGACGAGAUAUCGCGUCAGAUAGCUUACAAACACUGCACUGCCAUCAUGUCUCUUUUCAUUGCUAACGCCUGGCCGCGGACGCACUCCGUCUGGUUCAAAUCCCAGGUUCCAGAGAUUAUCGGACCUAUUCUCCUCUGGCGAAUUCAUCCCACGGCCGAAACUUAUAAGAAUCUGCUACCUGACUAUAGACCUACUCAGGAUCAGCUGACUGUGCCGCAUUCUGCAAUCAUUGAUUGGAUUCCUUAUGCUGAUUUGAGAGAUCGCGUGAUAAUGUACUAUAAUCACAGCGUGGUUCUGGACCGUCUCAUGUGCGACAUGAUGAACAGCUACGUGAUUGAAGUCAACGAUCUCUCCCGGAUCUUACCACAGGCUCCCCCUGUCAGGGCAUACUUUGGGAUAUGGAACGUUUACAGUGCUAUUGAUGCUGCCAGCUCAUCUUUGAUGAGGAGUAGUUCUGCGUUUCAAGCCCACUCUUCUUUUCUGGAGACUGGACCCGAUUUCAUCGAUACACAACAUGAUGAAGCUGGGCAGAGUUUCGAUGACACCACAAAUGCGUUCCGGGAUCUGCUUUUCAGCAGCAUGUCGCCAUAUUCUGCCCCGAAUGACCGGAUCGAAUACCAAAAUUCGCACCAUCACGACAGAUCGAACUCAUUCAACUUGCUUGAAAUCCUCACAACACCCGCGCUAGUUCUGAAGCUGUCGCAUGACAUUCGCCUAUAUGCAGCCAAGUCAUGGCGAUUUGAUCCGGGCCUGUUUGAGAAGUGGCCAGAACUGAAGUUUGAGGGGUAUGAGGCGAUCGUUGCAAAAGGGAGAUCCUACCGAAUUCCUACCGCACCACCAGAUGCACCAAUUCGAAUGACAGAGGCAACGAAAGUGGUGUACCAAGAAGCUCUACAAAAUUUAGCUUAGGAGUCAGGAUCUGUUUUGUGACAUUAUUUUCCCGUGUAUGCCUAAGGUUCUCUAUUUAGAAUGAAACUUAUCCUGCCUCAGAAGCAGCUUGUUCAUAAAUAUCGAUUUAAUCUGGAC